ACGUACACAUUUCCACCGGAUGGCCUCUGCGCUAUAAUUACUUUUGACUCUUUGUACCGUAAGGACGCAUCAUUGGAACCACCCUAUCCCAAAGACUUUCAGUAUUUCUUAGAAACGGCCAAGCAGGCAAAUCAAUCUGAAUUUGGCAUCGGCAUCCACCAAAGCAUUAUCGCCAAUGCAACCGCUACGAUGCAACUUGUGAGCGACCCUUCGACGAAGAAGCAUUUGGACGAGCUAUGGGACGAUUACGGUGUCUACCACUAUGCUUAUGUGGGGGAGAAGCAUUCGUAUCCAGGAUACUAUUCAGCAUAUGUGGCAGCAACAGCGAAAGCAUUAGAGAUGAUGUCCGCACUGAUGAACGAUAGAAAAAAUGCGAAACUUCGGCCAAGCUACACGAUCGUGUUCUUUUGGGCAAAUUCGCCGGAGAGUGUCAAAUUUCUGGCGCAGAGAUUUACGAAUGAGGUAUCGUUGGAUGUCUUCGUUUUCAUGGGGUUUUUCCGAACGCCGAACAUUAACUUUAAAGAGUGUUUCAUGGUACCACCAACCUUCCUGCCUACGGCCCUUGAUGAGGCAUCUUUGAAGGACACAUACUUGGGAAACUUGGGGCCCGCUUUUACCAUCCUACCAUCCUACAGCGAUAGGUGGCCUUCAAAGACUAAGCGCGCUGUGGCCGUGGGCGUGCAUGGUCUCUGGUACACUCCAUGUGCUCCGGGUCCAGUGGUGGACAACCGGCCAGCGAACUACUCCCUAGGACACAGAUGCGGCUAUGCAUGCAAGAAAGCCAAGAUCACCCCGAAAAAUCAAACAACGAGCAUUCUGAAUGCCUGCAUGCAACCUGCCUACAAUAGAUCCUUCUACUUGGACACCACUUUUGAAGCGCUCGUUGCCUUUGACGUCAAGCAAGAGAUAAUCUUCACCUAUGACAGCGCUUCCAACCUCCGUUCCAAGCUAUGCCACUUGAAGAGGUUAGCGACAAACGUCACAAACUUCAUGGCGGCCGUGGACAUUCAAUACGAGGACUACAACAAUACGUGCGGGCACGGGCGCUACCCGCGACUCAACAUGCUCAAGCGGCUGUCGGAAUUCUUUUCUUACAGCUAUACAUCUCCCGCCAAGGAAGCAGAAUGCUUGGCAAUCACCUAG
Molecule: messenger RNA, 1143 nt
Organism: Rhipicephalus sanguineus (brown dog tick)
Lineage: Eukaryota; Metazoa; Arthropoda; Arachnida; Ixodida; Ixodidae
Exons: 7
Coding region: 190-1143 (317 amino acids)
Source: RefSeq, a predicted model, not a curated record